Rhinocladiella mackenziei CBS 650.93 is the source of this 174-nucleotide messenger RNA. Its product is annotated as plasma membrane proteolipid 3. NCBI's taxonomy places the organism in Eukaryota, Fungi, Ascomycota, Eurotiomycetes, Chaetothyriales, Herpotrichiellaceae. Bases 1 to 174 code for a protein of 57 amino acids. The record is from RefSeq and is a predicted model, not a curated record. Gene Ontology annotation, cellular component: membrane. The transcript is spliced from 3 exons.
AUGCCUUUCACCGCAUCCGACAUCUGCAAGAUCAUUCUUGCCAUCAUCCUCCCUCCUCUCGGUGUCUUUCUUGAGCGAGGCUGCAAUGCUGAUUUCUUCAUCAACAUCUUGCUCACAAUCCUCGGUUACAUUCCGGGGAUCAUCCACGCUCUCUACAUUAUUCUAAAGUACUGA